GUACAUGAAAUGCAACUUUUGACGUUGAUAAGGCUCAGUGCUACCGUUAGGGACGAUAAUGGUCUUUACCGGUUCUCCAUUCUCUAAUGUUCACUCCCCGUUUCAGGUUUUCUUUUACACUCAUUUUCUUUCUCCGAGCUCUGCUUCCAGCAAUACGACACCUUACUCAAGUUCAUACUUCUCGGAGACAGAGCAGCACAGCUUCACUUUUUUUGCCUAAAGUAUGUGAUAUUUUGUAGGAGACUUUGACUGAAUGGGUUCCAGGAAGAAGAAUAAAAACCAGACAGUGAAGGAACAGCGACCGAUCCAACAGCACAACUAUAGCGUGCCCGCUCGGAACCUACCGAGGAGUGAACUCGGAGCCGUCAUUUUUGGCUGUAAAGGCCAUACAAUAGAAGAAUGUUUUUCGAAGCUGUUAUUUGGGCUGCCAUUUGGACAUUUUGCGUAUGUGAAGAAGGUUAGUGCUGGCAUGCCGCUGUUCCUUUUUAACUACAGUGACCGGAAGCUUUUGGGCACAUUUGAGGCUGCUGGCCCUGGAAAACUAAAUAUUGAUCCAUAUGCAUGGACUAAUGGGGCAGACCGGGAAACUGACUUUCCUGCACAGGUCAAUAUUAAAAUGUUUGAGAGAUGCUAUGCUUUGAUGGAAGACCAGUUCUACCCCAUCAUUGCUGACAACUACUAUGAUCAGUCACGCCAUUUCUGGUUUGAGAUGGACCAUUCUCAAACAGCCAAGAUGAUCAGCCUGUUUUCAUCUUCAGCUCAGCCUUAUGCCCGUCCUUAUCAACACCAUAGACCUAGAACUGAAGCCAGCUGUUCGAUUCCCCGAAAUCGUUAUACUGCUCCUUUGCCUUAUGAUGGUGGUAAGCCGCCAAAUGCAUCUACAAGUGAAGCGAUUCCACAAAAGGAUGCACACCCAUACUCUGAACAGAAAUCAUGGAGCUCUCUGUUCAAAAAGCACACAUCUUCAGGUCCAAGUUCACCCUUGGCAGAGGAUUACAAUGGGGGAGAAUGGGAAUCUUGUUCUUCUCCUCCAAUUAACAAAAGUGAACUCCAUGAGGCAUUCAGAGAGGAUAUUGAGGGAGAAAAAGCAAGUAGUUAUCCAUUGAUUGAGGCUCCUGGAGUCUAUUCUGGGGAAUGGGAGGGAGAGGAGGAUAAUGUUGAAGGAUUUGAAGAGCCAUUUGUUGAAGCUCCUGAGGAUAUGCUAUCAAUGCUGAUGCAAGAGGUUCAGCUACUGAAGGAGAGACAAAUUGAACAAGAGGAGAGAAUUCAGGCUCUUGAGAAGGAGCUGGCAUCGAAGCGUGCAAGCAAAUCACGGUUUUUAUAAAGUUGAAGCCAUCAAUUCAUAAAGAAGAUCAACAAUAUUUAAAGGUCUCAAAGAUUGACUGAUGUUAAUGAAUGCAGCUCACAACAAUACUUUGAAGAUAGCUCUUUUGUAGUGUCUCCUUUGAUUGUUCUGAGAAUUUGGUAUUUUUAGCGGGGAGAUUUCAUUUGUGCGUGUUCAAUGUAUAUUUUUUAGAAGGGAGAAUAAGAUAUUGUUCCUUUUCAACUGUUCUUUUAAAGCCCCAUCCGGUUUGUGAAAAAAACUAUUAAUGCGCUUUGCGUUCUGACUGCGACUAAAAGGAUAAGUUUAAAUACAAAAAUCAUAAUUUGUAGCACUU
This is a messenger RNA of Cuscuta epithymum, 1658 nucleotides long. Lineage: Eukaryota; Viridiplantae; Streptophyta; Magnoliopsida; Solanales; Convolvulaceae. The record is from the annotation of a GenBank genome assembly.